CUCUCUAUAUCCAUUUCUUCAUCCCCACUCUCACUUUGCUUCUGUCUGCAUUUCACUUUCUCUCAGCAAUGGCCUACGGCAGGCUCGGAUUGUCCGCGCCACUCCUCAACCAAAAUCAUGAAGCCCUGUCAACAAAAACUCCCAGCCUAAAGUUCCUUUUACUCUUCUCACUCGUCUUCACCGUCGCUUCCGCGCUCCACACCACAGCUUCGGUCGAAUCCGAGCCAGCAUUGCGCAGAAAGCUCACCCAAGCCAUAUCCCGAACGUGCGACCGAACUCGUUACCCGACUCUCUGUGUCAACUCGCUGGUCGACUUCCCCGGCGCAACCUCCGCCGGAGAGCGCGACCUCAUCCACAUCUCCGUCAACGCAACUCUCCGACGCUUCGACAAAGCGCUAUACGUCGUCGUUUCCGAUUUCAGCAAUCUCGCCAUGGACGCUCACGUGAGGUCCGCAUACGAUGACUGUCUCGAGCUCCUCGACGACUCGGUGGACCAACUCACUCGCGCUCUCAACUCAAUCAAUACGAAACGAGCCGGAUCGACUCAGGACGUGCUGACGUGGCUGAGCGCGGCGUUAACGAACCAGGACACGUGUACGGAGGGAUUGGGGAAUGUGAAGGGGUACGUGAAGGAUGGGAUGCAGGAGAGGUUGAGGAACUUGUCGGCGUUGGUGAGUAAUUGUUUGGCUAUUUAUUCGGCGGCGAAGGGGAACAAGGAUUUUGAGGGGAUUCCGAUUCAGAAUCGCCGGCGGAGGUUGAUGGAGGAGAAUGAUGGUUCGCGGCGGCCGAGUGAGUUUCCGAAGUGGCUGAGCAGGAGAGAGAGGAGGUUGUUGGAUAUGCCGGUGCAAGGGAUUAAGGCUGAUAUUGUGGUGUCGCAAGAUGGUAAUGGGACGUGUAAGAAGAUUUCGGAGGCGAUUAAGAUGGUGCCUGAGUAUAGUAAUCGCCGCACAGUAAUCUACGUCAGGGCAGGAAGGUACGAAGAGAAUAAUUUGAAGGUGGGAAGAAAGAAGACGAACUUGAUGUUCAUUGGUGAUGGUAAGGGUAUCACCAUCAUUUCGGGUGGUAAAAGCGUUCUCGAUAACAUGACGACAUUUCACACCGCAUCAUUCGCUGCCACCGGCACUGGAUUCAUUGCCCGAGACAUAACAUUUGAGAAUUGGGCCGGACCCAGCAGGCACCAAGCAGUGGCUCUCCGCGUCGGUGCCGACCACGCCGUGGUGUAUCGGUGCAAUGUCAUCGGCUACCAAGACACCCUGUAUGUACACUCGCAACGCCAAUUCUUUCGUGAAUGUGACAUAUACGGAACAGUUGAUUUCAUAUUCGGAAAUGCAGCAGUAGUUUUCCAAAAUUGCAGUAUAUUCGCCCGAAAACCCUUGUACUUUCAAAAAAACACAAUUACCGCUCAAAAUCGAAAAGACCCUAACCAAAACACCGGCAUUUCAAUCCACGCCUGUCGAAUUCUCGCCACGUCUGAUCUCCAGCCAUCGAAAGCAAACUUUUCAACCUACCUAGGCCGGCCUUGGAAACUGUACUCAAGAACCGUAUACAUGAUGUCAUUCAUUGGUGACCACGUGCACACCCGGGGGUGGCUAGAGUGGAACGCCACAUUUGCACUUGACACCCUCUACUAUGGGGAGUACAUGAAUUACGGCCCAGGAUCGGCUGUCGGCCAACGUGUCAAGUGGCCGGGGUAUCGGGUAAUCAAUUCCACGGUAGAGGCAAGCAAGUUCACGGUUGCCGAAUUUAUUUUUGGGUCGUCGUGGUUACCAUCGACUGGGGUGGCAUUUUUAGGAGGAUUAUCUGUUUGAAAUUACUAAUUAUUAAGUGUUAUUAUAUAGGUGAAUCUUACAGGGAUACUCCAAACUAUUGGAUAGUUAGAUUGAAAAGUAUGUUUUGUUUGUAUGAUAUUUAUAAUAUAAUCUCUCUGUUCUAUUUAAGUACAGAAAAUGAAUAUUAAUAAUGUUUGUUGGUGUAUUAA
This is a messenger RNA of Camellia sinensis, 1978 nucleotides long. RefSeq names its product putative pectinesterase/pectinesterase inhibitor 34. Lineage: Eukaryota; Viridiplantae; Streptophyta; Magnoliopsida; Ericales; Theaceae. Gene Ontology annotation, biological process: cell wall modification. The record is from RefSeq and is a predicted model, not a curated record. Gene Ontology annotation, molecular function: pectinesterase activity; enzyme inhibitor activity.